AUGCCUCAAAUUCCAAGCGAAGCAAAUACGUUUCGAAGGCAUGCGAGCCUUGCCGUCAACGUCGAGCCAAGCGUGGCCGACGACGGACGCAAGCCUGCAUCAAGAUCAUACGUACAACUCUUACGUGACCGCAUAGCGUUGCUGGAGUGUAUUCUACAAAAAUACUCUAUAGAUAUCGAUACUGCUAUAGCACAGUACCAAAGUGAGCAUCAGAACUCGCCCGUAGCUGAUGCAGACGACACCAACACAACUUGUGCGCAAAUUGAGGAAGUUUGUGCGGCAUUCGAAGGUACCUUGUCGCUCGACGAAUCGAUCAAUUUCGAUGAAGAUGGAGAGUGUCACUACUUUGGGCCCACAAGCGGCCGCUUGGGAUUCGAGGACUGUACGUCACUGUCUGAGCAAAAUGCGUAUAUCGUCCUAACUUUCACAGUACAACAAUCAACCCGCGACAAACAGAUGAACAGACAAAACGGCUUGCGCAAUACAUGCAGUAGCGUGAACAAUUUGCGCUAUUUAUCUGCUCAACUCAGUCCUUCAACACUGCAGAUCGGCGCAGACCUUCAAGAAGAACUCAUCGAUUCGUACUUCGUCUGGCACAACCCUUGUUCGCCUGUUCUGAACGAACUAUUGUUCAAAAGAGAUCUGCAACAAGGCAAGGGACGCUAUUUCAGCCCGCUAUUGUUGAAGUGUGUUCUUUCAGCAGGAUGUCGAUUCUCGGACAGACCCGAAGUUCGCACCAACCCGAACGAUCCGAACACGGCAGGAGAUCAGUUCCUCGAAGAAGCAGAGGCUCUCUUUCAAUACGAACUGAAGGUUCCUAGCCUCACAACAAUCCAGGCGGCAGCAAUCAUGAUCUAUCUGCAUGCUAGUCGAGCAGCCGAUACUAUGGCUUGGCUUUACCAAGGAACUGCUCACAGACUUGCCCUCGAUUUGGGAUUAAACUUCGAUGCUACAUCUGUCCGUAGCUCAGGCUAUGUGUCGCCAGAAGAAGUAGAUGUGAGACGACAGAUAUACUGGUCUCUGUAUUGUACAGACAAACUGCAUGCGACAUACUCAGGGCGGGUGUGUACGAUGCUGGACGUCCAAGGUGCUGUCAAACUCUCCUGCAGUACCAGCGCGGACAGUAGUAGCAGUGGCUUAAAUUUCCGCGCACAGCGUACAACUCUGUUGCUUCGCGCACAUGCUACACAAUGUCAAAUACUAGAGAAAUUACUCCUUGGCUUCUAUGCCCCGCAACCAUCCCACGCUGGAUCACGUCGAGAACCAUUCUUCAAUGCUACCCUCGUUGAACUGAAAAAUUGGCUGUACGACCUACCUGACGACCUUAGGCUCGAUGUUCGAGGGCAGCCUAAUACCUUCCCGCAAACAUACACGCUUCACAUGACCCUUCAUACCGCGCUGAUACUGCUGGGGAAUGGAGUCCUUGCACUCACGGCAUCACUGGCCAGCAGUAGCACAGAUGCACUGGCGAAGAAAGCCAGCUGCGUGUGCUAUGAAGCAGCCGUCAAUAUAUGUAUUGCGGCCAAGAAAUAUCGCAAUGCGUUCGGCAGUUUUCACAAGACUCCUAUAUCUGCCACUCAUUGCCUCCUUUCCGCGGCGUUGGUGCUCAUACAAGUCGCAAGCAAUGAGCAGGAGGCAAGUAUGACUAAAGCUGCCACUGCAAAUCUCGAUCUCUGUCUGCAGUGCUUGGACGAAAUGUCGGGCUCAUACAAGAUUGCGGAGCGUAUACACCGCAACCUUGUGCUUCUCAAAGCGCAGAAGCUGGGCGUCCGACUAGACGGUAACAGCGUCCAUUGUACUUUGUCUGCUGCAAUGCUAGCGCCAGAAACCGAUCAGGCCAACAGCGGCCUCUUCGACCUUCCGGACCUGACCGGCUACGAUCCACAGAACGCAGUGUUGCUCAAUGAUGCUCAUUCUUUUCUCGAGUCUUAUAGCAGCAACGACUGUCACUUUGAGACCUUCGACUUCACUACCCAAUUGGCGGACAUUGGGAUGCAAGACUCCUUUCUUUGGGGCAACUUUGGCAUGGAGUUCCCACACGGUUCUGAAUUUUGA
Boeremia exigua is the source of this 2055-nucleotide messenger RNA. Its product is annotated as putative fungal-specific transcription factor. The transcript is spliced from 6 exons. Gene Ontology annotation, molecular function: zinc ion binding; DNA binding. Gene Ontology annotation, biological process: DNA-templated transcription. NCBI's taxonomy places the organism in Eukaryota, Fungi, Ascomycota, Dothideomycetes, Pleosporales, Didymellaceae. The record is from RefSeq and is a predicted model, not a curated record. The coding region runs from base 1 to 2055 and encodes 684 amino acids.